AUGGGGCCCCGGGUCAUGGGCGCCAGGCUUUCUCCGCGCGAAUGUCGCGCGCGCCUCGGCGCCGCGCCCUGGGACCUGGAGACGCGCGGGAAGACCCGCACUGGGGCCGUGAGGCCGCCGAACUGCGGGGAUGAGCGGGAAAGCCCACCCGGGCCCCCGGCUCCCGGGUUGCGCGCCGGCUCCAGGGCUGUCCCGGAGGUAGGCCGGGGGCGGAGUGGGCUCCUAGGUGGUUGGGCUCCUGCUGAGUUCUCCAUACUGAGCACUGUUUGCCUGGCCCGUCGACUCUCGUUUCCCCAGACCCGGCCGCCUGUUUCACGGAGCCCUCGUGGCGGGCCCGGGCUGGCAAGCGCCUCCCGGCACGCGCGCCCCUGGCCUUGCGCCCUUUCGGUGCCUUGGCCCGUCUUUCCCCGGGGGCCGCGCCGAGGGAGGCAGGGAGGGUGCGCGGAGGCCGCGCUGGGGCCCGAGCGCCAACCUCAAGCUCUGCAUCCGAGAGAGCCGGCGCCUGCAGUGGGGGAGGUUUGCAGUGGCUCACUGAAACUCGGUGCAAAAUCACCACGAUUUUCUUGGUCACCUACUGCAAUGAUUUACCAAGGUUUGGUCUCCUUUUUUAUUGAGAUGCUGGCGAGAGUAAAGGGCAGCGUCCACUCAUUGCCGGGAGCUGCUAGGCCAGGGGCGCGUGGGUACCCUUCCAACCUGGCUUCCCUCUCCUCUUCCUCUAGGGCUCCGUCCCUGCCUGCUUGGCCUCCUCCGGCCUCCCUCUUCUCGGCGAGUCUCCACCCCGGCCCCCACUCCCCUUGCGAAACCAGCAAGCUUUGA
Rangifer tarandus platyrhynchus (Svalbard reindeer) is the source of this 816-nucleotide messenger RNA. NCBI's taxonomy places the organism in Eukaryota, Metazoa, Chordata, Mammalia, Artiodactyla, Cervidae. The record is from the annotation of a GenBank genome assembly.